AUGGCGGGGGAGCGGGCGGUCGGGCUUGUGCGGGAGCUGCAGAGCGCUGCGGGCGGGCGGCUGCCGCCCUUCCGGGCGGAGGAGCUGCGGCAGGUGCUGGAGGAGAUGCGGACGCUGUACGAGCGGAACCAGGCGGAUGUGUCUGAAGCGAAGUCGGGCCGAACAGAUCUGAUUUUCCUCAUCCGGUUUCGGCACUGCUGCCUCCUCCGCAACCAACGCUGCAUCGUGGCUUACCUGUACGACCGGCUGCUACGGAUCCGGGCGCUCCGGUGGGAGUAUGGAAGCAUUCUGCCCAAUGCCAUCCAGUUCCACAUGGCAGCCGAGGAAGUGGAGUGGUUCAAUCGGUACAAGAAAUCCCUGGCUACCUACAUGAGGUCAGUGGGAGGAGAGGAGGGACUGGACCUUACACAGGACAUAAAGCCUCCUAAAAGCCUGUACAUUGAAGUGCGGUGUUUGAGAGACUAUGGAGAAUUUGAGAUCGAUGAUGGCACCACUGUCCUGUUGAAGAAGAACAGCCAGCACUUCUUGCCCCGCUGGAAAUGUGAGCAGUUAAUCAGACAAGGAGUCCUGGAGCACAUUCUGUCAUAAGCGUGCAGGACAGGAGCCUUUGCCUGGUGGUCUGUGCAGGACUUCAGCCACCUCAGUAUUUUAGAGCACCCUACAACUCCUCAUAACAGCUUGACACAAAGAUCAUCUCCAAGCUUGUAAGCAAACCAUAUUGGCCAGCACUUCGUGACCAAAGGGUGCGUAGCAGUAACACAGUAAGCCCGAGAGUCCUGCAGUGGGUGGAGGGUGUCUUGUAAGCACCACAGCUACAAGCAGGGUUUGUGAAUGCAGUUUUGCUUGGAGCAGUUCUUUGUGCCUUGGAAAAUAAGAGACUGACCAGCUGGGAGAGUUCCACAGCUGCCAAAUAAAAAACUGCUUCAGUUUUCAAUGUUAAUAGCUCUUUGAGAGUCUAUGUUAUGUUCU
Messenger RNA from Centrocercus urophasianus (Greater sage-grouse), 969 nucleotides. It is a transcript of the gene GINS1, whose product is annotated as GINS complex subunit 1. The coding region runs from base 1 to 588 and encodes 195 amino acids. Gene Ontology annotation, biological process: DNA replication; DNA strand elongation involved in mitotic DNA replication. The transcript has 7 exons. NCBI's taxonomy places the organism in Eukaryota, Metazoa, Chordata, Aves, Galliformes, Phasianidae. Gene Ontology annotation, cellular component: GINS complex. The record is from RefSeq and is a predicted model, not a curated record.